Penicillium diatomitis is the source of this 1179-nucleotide messenger RNA. Its product is annotated as putative oxidative stress response protein Oxr1. NCBI's taxonomy places the organism in Eukaryota, Fungi, Ascomycota, Eurotiomycetes, Eurotiales, Aspergillaceae. The transcript is spliced from 2 exons. The record is from RefSeq and is a predicted model, not a curated record. Gene Ontology annotation, biological process: response to oxidative stress. Gene Ontology annotation, cellular component: nucleus. The coding region runs from base 1 to 1179 and encodes 392 amino acids.
AUGUCGUCCACUUCGCAAGGCAGUCUUCCUCCCUCCAACCACCCCGCUUCGAGCAGCAGCAUCUCCUCCCACUCGUCUUCCACCUCAAGAUCCGGUUCCCGCACGCCUCAAGGCAAUUCAGGCGCUUCAUCAUACAGUCAAUACUUUUCAUACCCAGUCAGCCACGUUGUCUCCGGUCUUUAUCGGCGGUUGACCGAUCCCAAUACCUCCACGUCCACCAUGCCGUCCUCGGUUCCAUGGUCGACCUCAUCGUCUUCCUCGGAAGUCUUUACACCGCGCCGAACAGCCUCACCCUUCCAGCCACCACCACUGACUCCUCUCACUCUGGCAAUCCCUCGCGGGGCGGAAUUACUGCAACAGCAGCUUCUCACCCGCGCGCUCGCCGAAGAAAUUCGCCUCCUCGUCCCACCCCGCCUCCAGCUUGCCGAGACCUGGCGUCUCGCAUACAGUCUAGAUCGCGACGGCGCCUCUCUCUCCACCCUCUACGACCACUGCCAGCAAUUCUCCCAUCGUAGCCCGCGGGCGGGCUACGUCCUCGUCGUCCGCGACUCCUCCCCUUCAGGCGCCGUCUUCGGCGCGUACAUGACCGACGUCCCACAUCCGGACUCGCAAUUCUUCGGCACGGGUGAAUGUUUCCUCUGGCGAGCCAGCGUUCUUCCCCCUCCAACGAACCUGGGCCUCGCAUUCCCGAGCGAUGGCCCUCAAUCGGUGGAAGCACUGGAGCGCGCAGGUCUUCCACCCCCACCUUCUGCGGACACGACCCACGCUGGACGAUGGAGUACUUUUCGCAGUGACCCGCGCAGCAAGGGCAAGGUUGAAUCCACGCCGACGCGGAACCUGAAUAUAAGUCUCAAGACCAAUCUCGCUGCCGCCAGCGGCGGAGCGCUGGCGCCUCCGUCACCUUCUUCUAUCGACACGCCCUCGCGAAGUGGGGCAAGUACGCCUGAGCGCAUUCGAUUCAAGGCCUUCCCGUAUAGUGGUGUGAAUGAUUACAUGAUGUUUUGUGAGACCGGAUUCCUCAGCCUGGGUGGCGGCGACGGUCGAUAUGGUCUCUGGUUAGACUCAAGUCUCGAAAAGGGUGUUAGCUCCCACUGUCAAACAUUCGGAAACGAGCCUCUCGCCGAAGAAGGCGAAAAGUUUGACGUUCUCGGCGUGGAGAUCUGGUAUGUAGGAGCGUAA